Messenger RNA from Rhipicephalus sanguineus (brown dog tick), 4620 nucleotides. RefSeq names its product folate receptor gamma. The transcript has 6 exons. The record is from RefSeq and is a predicted model, not a curated record. Gene Ontology annotation, molecular function: signaling receptor activity. Gene Ontology annotation, cellular component: external side of plasma membrane. Bases 267 to 1058 code for a protein of 263 amino acids. NCBI's taxonomy places the organism in Eukaryota, Metazoa, Arthropoda, Arachnida, Ixodida, Ixodidae.
GUCAACCGGUGUCGUCUGAUCAAGAAAACACGCUAUCAACUGCCCCGUUAAAAUUUUGCGCUAGUCACUAUGUUGAGAGGAGCGCUCAGCGUACACGUAUAAGCGGCUGCAGCCACACUCCGCAUUCCCCUUAACUUUGAAUUUCACGCGCAGAAGAGUGUAACAAGAUCUCGGCGCCGGUCUGCUUUUGAGGACCACGUUCGCCCGGAACACGAAGAAGACACCAAAACACGGCAUUUAUUUCCCUGGGAAGCCUUUACACAGCGAUGGAAGUUCGCAUCAUUUCGAGGGUGCUGGUGGUCAUCGCCCUGCUGGACCGCUACUUAGCAUCAAGUGCAGAUGUCUCGGCCUGUUUGGACGCUCGGAACCACAAGAGCGAGCCUGGCCCGGAAUCCAACCUCUACGGGCACUGCACGCCAUGGAAGGACCACGCGUGUUGCACCGACCAGACCACACACGACGUGCAUCACAAGGACAUGUACAGCAUGUCGUUGGACUUCUGCGAGGAGCAAACCAACGUCAAGAUGUCCAGCGCCUGCCGGGAGCACUUCCGCAAGGACCUUUGCUUCUACGAGUGCGAGCCCAAUAUCGGACCCUGGAUCGUCAAGGUGGAGCGCAAGAUAGGCAAUGAGCGCUUCUUCGAGGUCCCACUGUGCUACAGUGACUGUGUCGCGUGGUGGAAAGACUGCAAGUACGAUUACGCCUGCACCCCGAACUGGCCACGGGGAUUCAAGUUUUACGGAGGGAAAAACCAUUGUCCCAAGGGUGCAAAGUGCGUUACCUUCGAGGAGAUGUACAAGGGCCCGGCAGACUUCUGCAGCCAGGUGUGGGACCACUCCUGGAAAGUGGUACCAGACCACGUGCCGUGCAUGCACAUCUGGUUCAACAACACCAGCGGCGAGAACCCAAACAGGGCCGUUGGCGAGUUCUACUACCAACGGGGAAAGCGAGGACAGGGCUCCGCAGAAUUUCCCAACGCUGCCGACCACGUCGCAUCCUCGAUGGCCGCACGGCUCGUCUUGUUGCUGGCAACUUCGACGGCUGCAAUCCUCGCAUGAACCGAUGUGUUUCACUGUUUUUGAGCGAAUGUGGCGGAUAUAUCAUCGUAUUGGUACACGUACGGGAGCGUCAAUCGGGACUCGGUCAUAACUUUAAAUAUGAAUCAUUCCACAAGUGCCUGCAAACCGACAUAGAUGCGGGAUUGAAAGCCCGUAAACUUCAUCUAACACAUGAUGUCAACGAUCGAUAGGUAAGAGUAAAAGCAAGUACAAACGCGUUUUUUGCGUAGCCAGGGAGCACGCGGUGGGGGUGGGAUGCAGUUACACACGUUGUACGUAUGUUAGAUAGACAAACACACAUUGAGGUGCAUGCACCUCCCCCUACCCCUUCCCGAAAUAAUGUGCUGGUUACGCGUCCUUUCUGCUAGCAAUGUUACCCAUCACUUUUACUGCAUUUCGUAUGUGUCGCAUCCUGCUUUCCCGUAUGUAUACCUCAAUUGCUACUUCUGCGAAGGCAGCUAAACUUAUAUUCAAUAAAGCUUUCGAAUGCUAUAGUGCGACCUUCACUCGUGCUUUAUGAAGCCCUCACCUUUCCCUAUAGCUGUCGAUAAACGCUUGGCUUACAUUUCGAUGCAUCUUUCGUAGAUUGGCGAAUUUACUCAAAUUAUACGAAUGCAGAAUUACCACCAUAGGCGCAGCCGGGAAAGUGGUGUCGAGUUCAAUCCCCCUGAUAUAUUUAGCCAUAGUAUGUAUGUGAACACCAGGGGCGUAGCCAGAAAUUUUUUUUCGACGGGGGGUGGUGUUCAACCAUACUUUAUGUUCGUGCGUGCGUUUGUAUGUGUGCGUGUACAUACACACAUUAGAGCUGUGCGAAUAGCAAAAUUUUGGGUGCGAAGCGAAUUCGAAUAUUGAAGUGUGAGUGCGAAUCGAACCGAAUAUUUUUCGAAUAUUUCUCGAAUAUUUCUUGAAUAUUUUUCAAUACUUCGAAGCGAAAUUGCAGAAAAAAAAAGUUACAGAGGAUUACUAAGCAUAUUCUUAUGAGAUAGCAACAUGAAAGUGUUUCUUUUCGCUAGGUUGAUGAAUCACUGGCGGGGUGGUGUUUCAUAGUUUUCUUAUCAAGAUUGAGGCAAUGUAGAGGCCGAAUUCUAUUUAUGUACAUGAUUUGGUGCAACCAAACUGUUGCCGACAAUACUUUACACGUGAUAGGCAAAGAUGCCAUUUCCUCAGCCUCUCCUCCUCUUUCACCUUCUGUGGAAGCGAUGUGGCGGACAAGGAUGUGCUCCCUUCAAGUCCGGAGUUCCAAAUCUGCCUCGUAGACGUCGAUAUAUAAGAACAUCUGAAAUUUUAGAUGCUAAAAAGCUUCGGCUUCCGAUUUUUCGGACUUCCUGCCCAAAUUUUAGGUCCAAAACAGCAUUAUUUGAGCCCCCACCUCUGCCACAUCUUUCAUCUCCAUGUUGGAACCAGCGUUUUCUUGGAGUUAGUACAUUUCCGAGCGUAGCAGAGCUUGAAAGGCAGCUUUACCGCAAUACCGGGGUGUGAUGAGGUGAAGAAUAUUGAAAAUCUAGGGACUACUUCCAAUUGGACGUUGCCUGUGUCUUGACAAAGUUCGACCGUAACGGAGCUUGAAAGGCAGCUUUUUCGCAAUACCGGGGUGUGAUGAAGUGAAGCAUAUUGGAAAUCUAGGGACCAUUUCCAAUCGGCCGUUGACUGUGUCUUGGCAAAGUUCGACCGAAGCUUGAAAGGCAGCUUUGCCGCAAUACGAGAGUGCAAUGAGGUGAAGCAUAUUGAAAAUCUGAAGGGGUCACUUUCAAUUGGACGUUGACUGUAUUUGUUUUUGAGAAUUUCGAAUAAUAAAAUUCCAGUGCGAAUCGAAUCGAAUAGCAAACACUAUUCGAAAAAUAUUCGAAAUUUCGAAUAUUCGCACACCCCUAACACACAUGCAAAAUUGAAAAUUUUCGGGGGGGGGGGGGGGGGGGUUGAACCCCCAAUCCACCCCCUUGGCUACGCCCUUGGUGCACACACAUACAUACAGAAAGUUCACGUUGCCCCCUCCAGAAAUAAUAUCCUGGCCACGACCCUGCUCGCUACACUAGCCACAUAGUGUCGAUACGUCGAGUUUCGCAACGUGAUCGGCGACAGCAAUCGCUAUUCUCCCCGAAUAAUAAUACAAUAACAAAGGCGUACCUCAGCACUGUGGCUGAUGACUUUUACGCCCUUUGAGUUGUGACGAAUUUUAAUGAAGACUUUCUUAUCGUAAUGAGUGCUGUUGCUGUUUUAUCUUGACGGCUCGAUCGUUUAAACUUUCGCUUACAUAGUUUUCAUGGACGUCACAGCAGGGGCUUCUGGGAAGGUGACUCAUUAGAAAGCUUCUAGAGAGCUGCUAGGUCGCCAAGCUCUUCUGUUCUUUUGUACUCUUCCCGCUUUCUUCCAUUCACCAACCGACCCCAAGGAGAGUACUGAAGAACCCACGAGCUUGGGUGAGCAAGCCGCUUGGGGGCGAUCGCGGCACUAAAAACUUGGAGGACGCUUGAACUUCGCCUUCAGGAGUACAACGUGAUAGCAUAAUUGAGCCCCGUUCGCAUCGCCUUCUCAAUCGCUGCCUAGCUUCGUUUCUCAAUGGACACACCUGUGGAGUAGCCAAAAAAGGGGUUAAACCCCCCCCCCCCCCCCCCCGCCAGUGUUGUUACCUCACCCGUUUUGAGAGGUCAGCUGGCGCAAAGUUGUUCGCUGGGCCUGUCUGCGACGGUCUCAACACACCCCACAUACACUGAUGACGAGUUUCAUAGAUUGAUGAAGACUUUUGUUCUUACACACUUUGAGUAAAUAAUUAGCACAAGGUAUUCCAAUGUCGGGGUGGAAGCACAGGUCACUGUACUGCGAAAUAUAGUCGAAACUUAUUUGCGCUGUACGCGCUUAAGAUGAGGUUGGCUGUGACGUAUGUGCAUCUUCACUGUCACUACUGCUGUCACUUGAAUAUUCUAAAUGUGCUAACCAUGCCUAAAAUCUUCGAAUGUUACGCUUGAAAUGGCACAUUAUAACAUACUGUUUCAUUGACGAAAUUGCCUUAACCAGUUCUAUUUGUAGUAUUUCAAGUUACAACAAUCGGCUACUUUUCGUUAAGAAUGAAGAAAUGGUUUGUUCAUAUAUACUAGAAAGGAAAUUGAAGUAUAGUGGAGGGGAGCAUGCGGCACGGUGAGUCUUUGGCUUCCGUAGGUUUACAAGAACAGCAACGCCUUAGUGCCAUAUGCUGCCAGAAGUCACAGACACAUAUUAAAUAUUCUGAACAUAGGAAAUAUGAAUAGUAGUGGACAAGGAUUCUUUUGAGAGCCGUUUUUUCUUCUUCUGCAUGACGCCUGCAACAAGCACCAAACACCAAGUCUUUUCCUCAUAAAUUUAUUUGUAUGUAUACCUGUAUACAUGUACAUACAAUAUAUAUAUCUGUCUGUAUAAUCCUCAGUCAGAUCUCAGUUUCAUUUUUUUUUUUUUUUCCAUUUUUGGGGGUUCUGCAAGACUUCAACAUAUUGCCAAAAGUAAAACAAAGGAGCAAUGAUGUAAUACUGCAGGUGUAACCCUCCUCAAUAAAACUUAAAAAGAUGUCUGCAUAAUUAACAUACAAUCACAA